Molecule: messenger RNA, 231 nt
Organism: Myotis brandtii (Brandt's bat)
Lineage: Eukaryota; Metazoa; Chordata; Mammalia; Chiroptera; Vespertilionidae
Product: small ubiquitin-related modifier 2-like
Exons: 2
Coding region: 1-231 (76 amino acids)
Biological process (GO): protein sumoylation
Cellular component (GO): nucleus
Molecular function (GO): ubiquitin-like protein ligase binding; protein tag activity
Source: RefSeq, a predicted model, not a curated record
AUGGCCAAGGAAAAACCCAAGGAAGGGGUCAAGGCUGAGAGCAAUGAUCAGAUUAAUUUGAAGGUGGCGGGGCAGGAUGGUUCUGUGGUGCAGUUUAAGAUUAAGAGGCACACACCACUUCGUAAACUAAUUGAAGCCUAUUGUGAACGACAGGACACACCUGCACAGUUGGAAAUGGAGGAGGAAGAUAACAUUGAUGUGUUCCAGCAGCAGACAGGUGGUUUCUACUAA